Molecule: messenger RNA, 1613 nt
Organism: Vigna angularis (adzuki bean)
Lineage: Eukaryota; Viridiplantae; Streptophyta; Magnoliopsida; Fabales; Fabaceae
Product: GATA transcription factor 1
Exons: 6
Coding region: 523-1320 (265 amino acids)
Biological process (GO): regulation of DNA-templated transcription
Molecular function (GO): zinc ion binding; sequence-specific DNA binding
Source: RefSeq, a predicted model, not a curated record
UCUUUCCUAAUCCCUACACGUGCCUACCAUCUCUUGUUCUCGCUCGCUCCGAACUCAACUCUCCUCUGGGGUUUCUUCUCUCACAUUUGCUAUUGCAACAACACAAGUACAUACAACUUGAAAAACUGAAAGGUUGCAGUAUGGGUGACUUGAUAUCAUUGGGUUAAGGUGUUUCACUCCACCAAAUGCAGCAUGUAGUAGCAGAGCUUGCAGACUGUCAUAAAAGCUUAGCCUCACUAUUUGUACUAAAAUCAUUGACGAAAGCUAGUUAGCAAAAAUUAGUACUGGGUCCAGGUGCAACCUUAACCAGACAUUGUCCAUACUUCAUAAGAAGAAAGCACAAGUAAAAGCUAUCAAGAAAAUAUGCGGAAAUGAUCUAGAACCAGACUAAAACAUGUUACAUAGUGGAUGUUUUACAUCGACCAGAAGAGAGAAGACCAAUUUAAAAUAUAAAAAUAGAGAUGGAGACCAUUGGUUCUGUGGAUGACCUCUUGGAUUUUUCGUUGGACAUAGGCGAGGAAGAUGAUGACGAAGACAAACACAGGAAAUCCUGUCCUUCACUUAACUCAAAAUGUGGCAACCCAUCAUUGUUUAACUCAUUGGUACCAGAUGAUCCGAACCAUUCAUAUUCUUGCUUCUGUUAUGCAAAAAGAGAAACAAUUUAUGAAUAUAUGGUUUGAUUGGAAUCAGCUGAAGUUGGAAUUUGAACCGGUGGCUUGGGUGAGUGAAUUGCAGAAGGAGUUUGUCGAAGAGGAGCUUGAAUGGCUAUCCAACAAAGAUGCAUUUCCUUCUGUUGAAACAUUUGUUGACCUAUCGUGUAUUCAACCUGAUACAGCCAAGAUCAAAAAAUCAACCCCAGUAACAAGCCCAGUACUUGAGGACAGCACAGGCAGUAGCAACAGUAAUAACAGCAGUAACAGUAUUUCUCUCCUAAACAGUUGUGAUCACCUUAAGGUCCCAGUUCGUGCACGAAGCAAGAGACGCAGUAGGUGUCGCCCUGGCAUUGCUGAUGAAAACUCUGGUCAGCAAGUCUGGUGGAGACAACCAAGUAAUGAAAUUUCCAAGGCAGAAGAAGGGAUGAAAAUCUCACCAAUUGGGAGGCAAUGUCAGCACUGUGGAGCUGAAAAAACUCCACAGUGGCGGGCAGGUCCCCUUGGGCCAAAAACACUUUGUAAUGCAUGUGGGGUUAGGUUUAAGUCUGGUCGGCUUGUGCCUGAAUACCGUCCUGCUAGUAGCCCAACUUUUCGUAGUGAUUUGCAUUCUAAUUCCCAUAGGAAGAUAGUAGAGAUGAGGAGGCAGAAGCAAAUGGGAAUGGGAUAAAUGCAAAGUGGUAGUGCCGUUAGCAUUCAGCAAGCUAGGACUUAGAGAUUUGAUUUUCUUUUUGAUUUUGAUUUAUUCUAAUUUAAUUUUUUGUUCACUUCUGCUAUGGGUUGGUUUUAGACAGGGAAGUCAAAAUUCUUGAUUGAAAAUGAAGUUAGGAAUGUCUUAAAUUGCUUGUGUAUUUGUUAUGCAGAAAACAAGGAAGCCAAAUUGGGAUAAUUUGAUUUGGCUAUUUUUUAAGGUUGUAACAUGUAGAGGUAAGUUGCUGGAAUGAUGAUUAUGGUCCCUUUUCC